UGACGCGCUGUGGGGGUGUCACGUGGGUAAGGGCCUGGCCUUGCGACUGUCGGCCCUGGGAGCCCCUGGCCGCCGGCUCCCGCGCCUGCUGCCUCUAGCCCUCGCCGCCAGGUGUCCUGAACGCGCCAGACUGGGUGCGCUUCUGAGCACCCCGCGCGGGCCAUGGAUUGCGAGACGGCAGAGGAGCAGGGUGGCCUUGGGCUCCCACCUGGGGCCCUCGGCGGACCCGGCUGGUGCGGUUCUCCAGCCCUCGGGGGGCGGCGGGAGCCCAAGAAGUACGCAGUGACCGAUGACUACCAGUUAUCCAAGCAGGUACUGGGUCUAGGUGUGAACGGCAAGGUACUGGAGUGCUUCCACCGGCGCACCGGGCAGAAGUGUGCCCUGAAGCUCCUGUACGAUAGCCCCAAGGCCCGGCAGGAGGUGGACCACCACUGGCAGGCCUCGGGUGGCCCCCACAUUGUGUGCAUCCUGGACGUGUAUGAGAACAUGCAUCACGGCAAGCGCUGCCUCCUCAUCAUCAUGGAAUGCAUGGAAGGUGGUGAAUUGUUUAGUAGGAUUCAGGAACGUGGCGACCAGGCUUUCACUGAGAGAGAGGCUGCAGGGAUAAUGCGGGACAUUGGCACCGCCAUUCAGUUCCUGCACAGCCAGAACAUCGCCCAUCGAGAUGUCAAGCCUGAAAACUUGCUUUACACAUCCAAGGAGAAAGAUGCUGUGCUUAAGCUCACUGACUUUGGCUUUGCCAAGGAGACCACCCAAAAUGCCUUACAGACGCCCUGCUACACUCCCUAUUAUGUGGAAAUCCUCUGGCUUGCUGACCUCAUUGCACAGAUGGGAAGACCAAGACCCACCCCUGAGGUCUUGGGUCCAGAGAAGUAUGACAAGUCCUGUGACAUGUGGUCCUUGGGUGUCAUCAUGUACAUUCUCCUGUGUGGCUUCCCACCCUUCUAUUCCAAUACGGGCCAGGCCAUCUCCCCAGGGAUGAAGAGGAGGAUCCGCCUGGGCCAGUAUGGCUUCCCCAAUCCUGAGUGGUCUGAGGUCUCUGAGGAUGCCAAGCAGCUGAUUCGACUACUGCUGAAGACAGACCCCACAGAGAGGCUGACUAUCACGCAGUUCAUGAACCAUCCCUGGAUCAAUCAAUCAAUGGUGGUGCCACAGACCCCACUUCACACGGCCCGAGUGCUGCAAGAGGACAAAGACCAUUGGGAUGACGUCAAGGAGGAGAUGACCAGUGCCCUGGCCACCAUGCGGGUAGAUUAUGACCAGGUGAAGAUCAAGGACCUGAAGACCUCUAACAACCGGCUCCUCAAUAAGCGGAGAAAAAAACAGGCAGGCAGCUCCUCAGCUUCACAGGGCUGCAACAACCAGUAGUCCACGGGGUCUUGGAGGAGUCAGGCCUCAACCUGUGUGACAGACUGCAUUGUGCUGAGGUUCUAUCAGAGGGCUCAGGGUCAUUUUAACACAAGGAUUAUUUGUUGUUUUUUACUUAGACCUUUGAGAUGGCAGACCUGGACUCAAAAUUUUCAGAGCCACAGCCCAGACUCUGGCCCCAGAGAGGAGGAGGGAGCCCCCUGCUAAUCAAAGCACUUUUGGCCAGGGUGGGACAUGUCCUGCUCUGACCUGGGGACAUGACUUUAGCCUUCUAGGCCACUGGGAAUUGUGGCUGGGUUUCCCUUCUUCAAGGGAGAUAGCUCCCAGCUGGGUGGGCAGAUAGGCUUGGCUCUGAGAAAGGCAUCUGGCCAUUGGUUGCCAUGGUGAUCAGGGACAGUGUUGGUCCCCGAAUGCUGAGUGUGUAACAAGGGAGGGAGAAGGGACAAUCAAGAGUCUACCUCUGUCAUCUUGGGGAGUCUGAUCUCUCUUACAAUGGCUGCCCCUCUCAAGCUCACCCCUCUUUGAUCUCCCUGAGACUGCAGGGUGAAGCUUGCCUGCCUCUUUUGGUGGUCCAGCCCUGCCUUGCUGCAGCCUAAAUCCAGAUGGCACUCAGAGCUUUCCCCGAAGGAGUCCCUGGGUCAGCCAUCCUAUCACUACCCACUACUCAAAGGGUUGUUUUUUCAUCUCAGCCAAAGGUGGAGAUAUUUAAUCCUUUCCCACUUUGGAAAAUGUCACUGUGAUAAAAGUCCCCAGCCCCAGAUCUGUCCUCACUAAAUCCCAGGUAGGAAAGUCCUUUUACUGAUGGCAGGGGCUGUGUUUUAGUAUACUUUUGUGAGAGGAUAUAGUUGGAUUCCCAUUAGCCAGGCAUCUCUUCCCAUGCUGUAGGUCAGACCUGAGGUGGUAGAGGGCUGCUGAUCUACCUGAGUAGAUCCUAGCUACAACCUGAGUUGGAGCAGAGAGAGCUCCUCCUGGCCAAUUCAGGAUUAUCCAGCCCCACUCCACCCAGUACCUGAUGCUAAGUACCUGAUAGGGUGCCUGACAAAUGUCUGACACUCAGUCUAAUUCUUUUUGUUUCUUUUUCCUUCCUCCAAUGAGUUCUAAUCAAUGGUUCUUCUGUAUCAGGGAGAGGACUUUCUAAUAAAGGGCCAGUUAUCUUCUGAUGCUACAGCUUCUUCCUUUCAUAUCCAAAGGUCUGUCAUGAGCUGAGGAAAGGGGAGACUGGGCCCUGAGUUUUUCAGAGGAAAUUCCCAAGUCAAUGUUUUUUCUUUACAAGGGGAUGGGUCACAGAAAGCCAGUUCCAGCCCCACUGACAAAGGGUCAAUGGACAAUAAACAGGCUGCUCCCUCCUUCUCAAAAAGGAACUACAGCCUUUGUUUGUGUUUGUCAUUGUUUUUGUUGUUUUGUUUUGAGACAAGGUCUCACUAUGUAGUUCAGGCCGUCCUUGAACUUAGUUUGUAGUCCAGGCAGGCCUCUUAACACCCCAAAAUCCUCCUGCCUCACCCUCCCAAGUACUGGGAUUAUAGGCAUGUACCACCAUGCCCAGCUUGGAACUACAUCCUUAACACACAGGUACUUUUCAGUAGGGUAGAGGGCCUUGGGCUCCUCGCAGACCCUCUCCUUUCUCUCUACCACCAGCAGUAAUGGGCCAGGGCACGGUUGGCCUCAGCCAUCUUGUGCAUGUCCUGCUUCCUCUUUGUCAUGGGGCCCUGAUUAUGAAAAGCCUACAGCAGCUCAUGUGACAACUUCUCUGGCUUCAAUGUCCACCGGUGCUUAUUAUCUUGGCGCUCAGUGAUCAUCCACUUCAUGGCCAAUAAUCAGCGACGUCAGUCAGGUAGGGGCACAGGGACCUGGUAGAAAUGGCCAUCCCUGAGGAUGGAUAUGAGGCCAAUAACAGGCUCACAGUUUUUCAGUACUUGGUGGAAGAUGAUGUAGGGAUUACUUUUGAUGGUUGCCUAUUCCUCUGCAGAAGCACCACGGUACUUCUCAAACUGCUUCCUUUUCACAGCUUCCAGAGUCUGGGUCAUGAGGGAUCUGGCCAGUAUUUUAUUUCCUCCUUUCAUCAUCAUGUUGGUUAAUGUGCUGACCAUUGGGUCUGCAGACACAGAGCAUGUUGUUGUCACUGGGGCUGCUUCGAUGAGCUGAGUCUUCUUGAGCUCCUGGUCAUAUUUCUCCUCCUCGGUGAGCUCUGUCUUGGGCUUGCAGUAAUGUCCUUUAUCAACUAGAGGAUCCCUGAAUUCAGGACCAUCGCAACUCCAUCUCACCUGGGUUGGCUCUGAAACAUGCCAGACAGUGCAGGUGACUCCUGGGGCUAGGCCAGGCCAGGACCACCCACUCAGUAUAAUUCUUGGUUCCUGGCCUCUCUCACUGACUGGGAAAUCCUAGACCAGUGAUGGUGAACCUUUUAGAGCUUUCAAUGAUACAAACAACCUGCUGUGGCAUGAAUGUCAUAGGUUUAUCACCACUGCUCUAGACGGUGUCAGCCAGAUCAGUGCUGCCGAGUUUUAUAUCUAGAUAUUAAUAAACACCAUUUUGGCAUUUUCUCCUGGUUCCUGGGCUUCUCUUUGUGUACAUGGAUGGACAAAUGUGGCCAAAGAGCAGCUGUACAUCCCUACUAACGAUUUCACUCUGGCUAGAGAGGGUGCCUCAGGCCUGGUAAACAUUCCAGGCUGUCUCCAGAGCUACUGCAGCCUCACUAGGCAUGGAAAGGUCUGAGGGGCUGAGGGAUGGCAGCUGCCACAUGCCCCCAGCUCUGUGCCACCCCUAUGCACUGUAUGUGUGACACCUACUCCUGGCCCUGUGUGUGCCAGCGUCUGCCCACAGUGGCCACCCCCAGCUGCGUGCCAGCCUGCUGAAGGGCAGGCAGAGUGCCUGCUGCAGUACUGAGCUAUUUUCAGAAGCUGCCAGAUUUCCAUUUGGCAGCGAGAAUAUCGAGGAGGAGAGGGGGCAGGGUGCUGGAAGACUGUCUUUUCACUACUCCAGCAAGAGUGCACCCUCAUCCCUUGGGAGCUCUUGCGGGCAGCCUUAAGGUAGCUCAUUGUGGCAUUUUUUCCCCCAUCUUCAAUCUUGAAACCUCCCAGUUUUCCACGAGCUCAUCUGGCAUAGGCAACGCCCCAUCCCGGGAGUGGGGAAGGUGUGGAGAUGUAAGAAGACAGGACAGGCAGCACUCAGGAGAUGUUUUGCUGCUUCCCAGCCCAGUGACCUUGGAAAAGUCCUUCAGCUUCCCUCACCUCCAUCCAUUCCUGCAGCUUGUGUACUAGAGAUGAGAGCACCCACCUCAUAGAGUCAUCUGGGCAUUCAAGCAGACAUGUAUGGGAAGCACUUAGUGGUGUGAUUGGGGCAUGGCUCAUGCCCAACUCCCAUUAACCACUCCAGCAUCUUUAUCCAUCAGGAAGGAGAGAAAUACCUAAAAUUGUCUGAAGAAAAAGUCCAACCCCAAAUCUAUCUCUGGGACUUUCUUUCCAGAAAAAUCAGGCCUUCUCCACCCAUGAGUGUUACUCCCAAUGGUUUGUCCUCCAGGAUAACAUCAUGUGGGCCUUCAGGGCCUUAGUUCUAGUCCUACACUUCAAAGGAGGGCAACUAGAUGAGUUUGAGGAUCCCUGUGAAGUCUGUGGUUAAGCCCAACCCUUUGAUUAUAUUCGCUGUCUGGUGGAAUACUGGCCAGACUCAAAGAUGUAUAGAGUCCAUCUAGUGGGCUGGCGAUUUAGCUCAGUGGUUUCGCCACCUGCUGUGCAAGCAUAAGGACCCGAGUUCGAUCCUUGGUACCAAAAAAAAAAGACUAUCUAGUAAGAGUUGCAGGAUGCAGAGGAACUUCUUCACUUGGCUAUUGAGUACCCACUGCACCUGCAACUCCAUGCUGACUGCAAAGAAGGCAGCAGUGAAAGUUUCAGACCACGUAUUCACCCAGGAGUUUAUAUUCAUGGGGUAGAAGAACAAAACAUUACACAAAUAUGUGUUGAAUCAUGACCUAGAUGUGGUGUGUAAAGGAAAGAUAUGGCUCUAGCAGGAAAAGGUGUUAUGGGGCAGUUUAAACCAAAGGGAGAAUUGAUGUACUUUGGAGGCCAGGAAGGUUACAGGGUUGAAAGCAAGACACCUGGGCCCAGGACCUCGGGCCCUGUCUGUCCCUUGGCUCUGCUAGUUUAGGCUUCUUACUGGGCUGGCUUUGAUCCCCCAUUGCAUCAACCUUCUCUAUAGGUAAGACCACAGCUGCAGAAAUCUGGAAGGAGAUUGUCAUCUGAUCAGGUAUCCACCUGCCAUUCUCAGGGAAGGACUCUUAUUGGUCACUUUCGGCCCUUUACUGUUGUGGAGGGAGCAUGCCCCUUCCUGUGACCAGGUUGGAGAAGUUCGUUAUAGCAGGGGAGAAAAUGGAAGGAUUGCUCUUUUUUCUCUCAUGUUUGCUUGGCCACUUCCAAGAGCUCAUGAGAAAUCGUGCCCCAUGACAAGCCCAGCGCAGGGCCUGGCCCCCCGAUCUCUGGUUUUGGAUGAAGUUCUUACAAGCCAGGACUGGGAGGUUGGAUGCCUGGCUAACUCACACCCCUAGAUGGGAGCAAAUCUCUGACAUCAGCUGCUGUCAGGUAAGCUAAAAAGCCAAGUGGCCACAUGUUUACAUCAGCUAACCCAGGCAUUUGCAUGGACUCUAUAGUGGUUUUCUUGAGAAUUUGCAGUAAAGAAUUUCUUAAGAGGGGUGUGUGUGUGUAUGUGUGUGUGUGUGUGUGUCAGUCAGACAGGGGUGGGAGAAGAGAAACAUAGACCUGACUCUGUCCUCAGAACCUGAUGCUGGCUGACUUUCAGCAGCCUGCCUCAUUGCUAUUCUAUACCAGUAUACCAGCCCCUCUCCACCCUUGCCCUCUAUUCAGCCUUUCCACUGCAACAUCAGAAUUGAGCCUCAAAAUGCAGCCUACUGCAGUAUCUGCAGGGGUUUCAAUGUUUUCAGGCCUGCUUAAAACUCUCCCUAGUGGGCACGGGAGGUGGGCAGAGGGGCUUGUGUGGCUGUCUCCAGACCUGGUUGCCUUAGGCUGAGCUUCUGCAUUCCAAGUGGGUCCUCACAGCUAACUUCAAGCUGAGCAGGGUAAAAUUCUUCUUUUUGUCCCACUGGGCUGCCAGCAUGCUUACCCUUUCCAAUUUGGGUCAGCAGAUAGGAAGCUUACCACCCACCUGUGUGUCCAAUGGGAUGGAAUCACUUAGAUUUACCUGAGGCCUUGGUCAAUGCUAAUCUCAUUUUGAGGUUCUCAUCAGUGAGAUAAAAUGUUGAUUAAAGAAGACCAGGUUGCCUAUUAUCCCAGCACUUGGGAGGCUAAGGCAGGAGGUUUGCCACUAGUUUGAGGCCAGCCUGGGCCAUAUAGACAGCUCAAGGCCAGCCUAAACUACAUAGCAAGACUCUGCCUAAAAACAAAAACAAAAACAAAAACAAAGCAAAACUCUCAAACAAAUAAACAAACAACAAAAAAAAGAGGACCAGGUUACUCCAGCAUCCUUGGCAGAUGUGUUGCCACUAGUUGAUGGUCUGUGAAGAAUGCUCUGGGGUCUCAGGAGAACCAUGUACUUCAUAAGGCCUCAAUGUCCUUGCUUGAGGGAGGAGUCUUACUUACAAAGGUGGGACAGGGAUGUGGUGGAGAAGGUGAGAAGAGCGACCAAGCCCAAAGCCCUUGGUUACCAGCAUGUGAUAGGUAAUGUACCCAGCUAUCCAGUACUCUGCCUGCUCCACCUUCCAUUUCCCCAGAUCUGGAGAAAGUUGCUGGUGACUCAAGGAAACCUGAUUCCUCCGGCUCAGAGGAGCUGACAGCCAACAGCCAAGACAGGUUAAUUGGGGUGUGGGGCCACCUACUGGUCACCCGGGUGAGUAUUCAGUGGACACCUACUAUGUGCCAGUAUUUGAGGGAACUGUGGGGUAGGAGAGGUACCACAACCUCAUAAUGAACAGCUGCUGUUUACUGAAUGCCUACUGUGUGCCAUGACUGUGCUGUCUGUGGCUCAUCUUAUUUAGUUCUCACAUUUUCAUGUUACAGAGAACCUGAGCUCCAAGCUCUUAGCCAUUGCCCUCUCUGCUAAAGGAGGUCAGAAAAAGGAAAUGCUUCUCAGAAAGCUUCCCAGAUAUGACAGUGUGAACUCAAAGGCAAGUCAUAUUUGGAUGGACAAGAUUUAGAGAAAGAGCACUGCAGCUAGCAGGUGCAAGGUAGAACAAGGUGUUCUGUGUGAAGAACUAAGAGUAAGUUUGUUUAACAGGUGAGAGGCAGCCACAGCAGGGGUGUCUCUCAUUUCCUCACCCCCUUCCUGAAAAACAUCAAAGUAGGGUUCUCAGGGCAAGACAGUGGGCACCUUGUGGCAACUUUUCCCUCUUAGAGCCCCCAAGGGAGAGCAAACAGGUAAAGAAGAGGUGAUGGGGCUGAGGAGACAGCUGGAGAGAUUGAGGAGCCUGCCUUAUCUUGCAAAACCAGCCCCUGCUACAGGGCCUGUGUGGAAAAAACAAGUUAUACCCCAAUCCUCAUGCCCCUCUGGCUCUGCAUCCAUAACAAAUCAGGGAGCAUUAACUCUUAUACCUGACAGAUUCUGUGUGCAGCAGUGUGAGUCAGGCCUCUUAGCCACCCCAUGAAACAGCUUCCCCAUGCAGGGACCUACCCCAGCUCAGCCUCCCUUUUAGGUGAUAGGACUCUGACUCAGGGGCCAUGUCUCCCCAGCUUAGCUGCUAGAGUUGAAUGGAGGUCUCAGGGGUCACUGAGAAAGGCCAGAUGAGAGAGUUACUGGGCUGCUCAGGCCUGGGCCUGGCUAACUACUGUUAAUAUCUUGCAGCUCAGGUUUUGUGCCUUGUCAGGUACCAGGUAUCUCACACAUGGCCUCCUUUACAUUUCUGCUCUUCCAGUAACUCUCCUGGACAUAAAUUAUGUCCAUUUUGCAGAAAAAGUUACCGAAGCUUUAAUGGUACUAGAAGUACCAUGUUUCUGAAUGGUAUGUGGUAGGACCUGGGUUUGAACCUGGAACUUUGGGCUCCACAAUGCCCUCCCUAAGAGGAAGACCGUCACUGCUAAGAGUCUCAAUGUCACUGACUCCUUCCCUGACCUGGUCUAGUUAGAAGUGUCAUACACCUGCUUUUCCUCUCUCUUGACCCUUUAUGUCUCUGGCUGUCAGAAAAAGGAUGCUUGAAGUGAUCUUCCUUGGCCUUGAGGCAGGGAGCACCCAGCACCUCUCAGGGAGGUUUAAAGUCAGGGUACUUCUCUGAAAAUGAGAUGGAUGUUGUGCCUUAUUUCCACAUCUUGGUUCCCCUUCUGACUGUUUUGUGACAUCAGACAACCCCCUUAAUCACUCAAUUUCCUCAUUAGACCAUGUGGAGAGCAAUGCCCCCCCCCCCGACUGUAAGACUGUGAAAGGUAAGGCAUGACAUUCUACACAGUUCCCAGCAUGUCAUAAGUUCAAAAAAAGAAAAUUCACCUCACACAAGAGGCUAUCUGGGGAUAAUGGUAUUCAGGGAAGUGUUGAAUCACAUGUUAAAGCCUGGAAGAGAGGCUGUCUUCCUGACAGAAGCUGCAGUCAGUGCUCCUGUCUGACUGAGCUGCACACCUGCGCUUGGGGUCUUUCUGUGAAGGCCCCUGUCAAGCUGGGGCCUAGCAGACUGCAGUAGGGCUGCCAGGACUGGUGGGGUGACAGGCAAGGCUCUGCCCAGUGGUAGCUAGGCAGGUCUAGAAAGUCCCUCCUCACACAGUCUUGGAGGGUUCCAGAGACUGUGGGGGCACAGGUGAAGGCAUUGCACCAGCUGGAUGAGGGAAUGGACUGGCCUAGUUUGCCUACAGUGGUCAGGCUUUCCUAUGUUGUUGACUGGGACAAGCCAAGCAGAUGACACUCUUUCUCUAGUGAUAGCCCACAGGCAAAGACAGGGAUAAAAGAGUCAGGGAAGCCUUUGAAUAGGGGACACUCAGCUAGGACAAAUAAGUUGGCUAUAAGAAGAGGAGAAGAAGGGCAUCCGUGUAGAAAAAUUAGCAAGUGCAAAGGCAUAGCAGCUCAAAAGGUCUUUGAGUAUCUGAGGAGAGAAGUGAGUCACAUUGUACCUGGAGAGUGCAGUUCUCUACCAGGAAGGAGAAAGCAUAUGAGCAUCUUUCUGGGAACCAAGUAAUAAAGCUUUUUGGAGAUGCCUUUUUCUAGAUUCUGCCACUGACCACCUAGAACAGGGUCUGGCCUAGGGCUCAUGAUAGCCUGACCAGAUGUAACCUGUCCCUUGACUCUAUAGAGAGAACAUCAGAUCCUGAAAUGGCUUUACUGUCUUAUUGUUGGCAAUAGAAUGAUCCCACUAAACCAUGGAUACAAACCUCCCUGGUGCUGGUAAUAUCAGCAAAGCCAACAACUGUGUCUGUUUCCACAAGAAGCAACAACUAACCUCUGAAGAUAGAUUCUUUAGAGAUAAGGCCUUCCCGCUGGUCUUCAGAAAGAAGGGGUCAGUUACUCUUAACUUCUGUAGCUGGAGUUUGAUCUCAUUGGAGUUGUGUGGGUGCUUGGGUGAAGAUCCUGGGAUGGGGUGAGCAGAGAUUCUCAGGAAUAGUGCUGCACCAUAAUCUCAGCCAGCAACAAGUUCCUUCUCCACCUAUCACAUGAAUCAAUGCAGGUCAGGGGCUGGCCUAGACUGGAGGUAUUCCUUCUAGGAUAGCCAACCCUCCUCCCAUAUCCACCUGUCAGGGCCCAACUCUGGACAAUUUUCUUCGGAUACUCUGGAUGUCAGAUGGGUUUCCUCAGAAGACCUAGGUCCCAUGGAAUGAAUCCUUCCUGACUGAAGGUGCUUGGAGGAUAAGGUAAAUGUAGAAGGAGUUUAGUGGGGGAGAAAAUGGCUGGUUUAUGCCUUCUGAAAGGAAGGUAGUCAGAAGGAGCUGACUUGUCCAAGGUCACACAGAAGUUUAGUAGCUGGACUUGUGAAUGAAAGAAAGUUUCUGGAAGACAAUCCCAAUUUUGAGGCCAGGACAUCAGAACUAUAGGGACCUAGAAGAACUUGUGGAUUCCAGCUUCAAGAUUUCUAAUGUUUCCUCCACAGAGUCCAAUUACCUGGAAGGAGAAAUCAUACUCUUUGGGCCUCUGUACUUUCUUGCUUCCAUGCUCACCCUCCUGGGUUGGCAAAGCUCAGCCCUCCAUGGACAGGAAUGAGUCUAGGAAUAGUGAAAGUCAGUCAAGUAUGUUCAGAAAUGGCUUUGGGACCUGGGAUGAAUGGAAACCUCUGGAUAGAGUCUGAGAAAGUCAGGGUUGGAACAUGCCUUGUCGUAUUUAAUUCUAGUUUUAUAAAUGAGAAAACAGAGGCUCACAAGUUAUCUUCUUAGUCUAGACUGCCCCUGCCUGCAUGAGCAGAUUUCCUGGCCUCUCGUUUGGCCACCUUUCCUUCCCUGGCCUCUGAGUUCCUUCCCAGGUCCCUCUGGCUCUCACCCUUUUCUGCAGAGCUGUUUUCCCUUUUUUACUUCUUUGUGGGUAAGGACUUUCUCACUAACUGUACUUGAGGGCUCUGUGGCUUUGAAUUAGGCUUCCGUGGGUUUUCUUCCCAGAGGGCUUUGGAUGAGAACAGCAUCAACAUUUGUCACUGAGAGAAGGUAUAAGGGGUUUUGCCUGUGGCCAGAGACAAGACUGGGUAUCUGGAGAGGCUGGUGCUGGAGUUGCUGGGCUACUGGGACCCAGAGCCUGGAGGGUUGAGAGUAGGACUUUCAGGCCCCAGGUCUGCCCUUUACAGGUUCUGGAGUCCAGGGCACUUUGAGCCUGAAAACACUGGCUCCUGGGCUGGCUGCUGAUGUUCCCCUCCUUGUUACUCUUGGAAUUGGAACUGCCCAAAGGCUGGACACACAUGAGGGACUUCCUGGCUGCACUUUGUAGUUGUGGAAAUGUUGGAAGCCACGGCCAUUUGGAGUUGGAAUCUCUAUUCUCUGGCUGGAGAUGUGGCUGGUCCUGUCAGGCUCCAUACCAAAAUGUCUUCUCAGAAUCAGGGAUGUUGCAGGUCCUGGGAGUAGAGUGGCAGCUUUGCUUGGUGUUGGGACAUGAAGUAGGUUUUUUGGAAGGAAGAUAGGACUUUGAGGUGGUCAGAGCAGAGAGGGCACAGCAUGCUCAUGGGAAAGAUCUUGCUGUAUCUGGGGAUGGGUCCAGCCCAGGGUGGGAAAAUACAUGUCAAGCUGAGUACAGACAUUGCUUUGGAGACAGCAGGGAGCCACUAAAGACCCUUACACUUAAAUAAAGUGACGGGUUGCCCUAGUUAUUUUCUUGUUGCUGAGACACAAUACCCAACACCUACAAUGUAAAGGAGAAGAGGUUUAUUUUAGCUUAUAGUUUCAGUCCAUGGUCAGCUGGCUCCGAGGCAGUAACAACAUGGCAGAGGGACAUAGAGAGGGAAAAGCUACUCAUAUCAUGGGAGCCAGGAAGCAGACAAUGAAAGGAGCCGGGGACAGAGAUAGAUCCUUCUAGAUAAUGCCACCAGUGACCCUCCUCUUUCAGUCAGGCCCCCAUUCCUAACAGAAUCCACUGAUAAGUAUUAUCACUCCCACUUCCCAAAAGCCCAACUUCUGAACAUGUGAGCCUUUUAGGGAACAUUCUAGAUCUAAAUCAUAACACAAGUUAAGAGAGUGAUUGGGACAUCUUCACCUGGGGUUGGAGGUGAGGAAGCAGGAGAGGGGAACUCACCUAACAAUCUUUCCUGGACCUCUCCAAGGGUGACUGAGACUGUGGCUGGAUGCUCAGGGACAGCAUCCCAAGCUGGGCAAUUCCCAAGCAAGUCACAAUCAGUCCCUGGCUCAUGCUCACCCUUGGUUAGAGACUUCCUCAACAAGCAAUCCUUGGGACCAUCUUAAACUGGCCUAGGUGUUUUCCGGGCAAGCCCAGCCAUUCUUAUGCUUCCAGCCCUGUGGUUGUCCCUGACCUGGGACUUCCUGUCCAGGGGAAGGAGGGAGGAAAACUCAUGUUAUUGACAGAUGGAUGUUGAAACCCAUAGCUUUCCAUUCCAUCUCUUUUGCCCUCCCCACCCGAUAGAUCUCGUCCAGGUCAUCCCACUCCCUCCAUCUUAGAGCAGCCUGGGCAGCAGUCCUAAGAGGCAAGUGUUUGCCUUUUCAUCCAUUUCACACCUAAUGCCUUUUGAUGAACCAAGUCUGCUUUUACUUCACGGUCCCUGCUUGUCCCUUGACUUCAGAGUUCCUGCAGCCCUGAGCCAUAUCAGAACCUUCCUGGAGCCUCCACCUUUAGAACCUGCCUUAGCCUGGAAGAUGCCUGCAUUUACUACAGGUUCUGUGGGUAAUGUUUCUCCACUGGUGUGUUGGGAGCCUGGAUCCCAGGAUGUACUCAUAGUGGUCUCUCUGGUCAGUGGUUGUCACCGCUAAGGCACCUUUACCUUUCCUGUCAUUCAAGAAACCCUUGGCAUUCUCUUCACAUCAGGACAAGAGCACAAAAACAUAAUAUAUAUUUUGAAAGUGGGAGAAAAAGAGAGAGCCUCCUCUACUUCUUUCUUCCCCAACAUAUCUUCCACAGCUUCUAGUCUAAUCCCAGUGGAGUGUCAUAGUCCUUGGUCUGGCUCUGCCCACUUCAGGUUCUGCAGAAUUUCCAAGUUCAGCCCCUUGAAGAUUGUGGCCCCUGCUCUCUACUAGUAUAGAGAAGGAAGACUGGGGUAUGGUAAUGCAUGCCUAUAAUCCCAGCAAUCUGGGAGACUGAGACAGAAGGAUUGCAAGUUUGAACACAGGCUGGGAAAAUCAGUGGCUUAGCAAGACACAGUCUCAAAAUAAAUAACAAAAAAAGCCAGGGAUGUAGCUCAGAGCAAAGGCAAGGAAAUGCCUGGAGCUCUGGGGCUGGCUGUUGUAUAUGUGAUCUUGGAUAGGCUUUUUUCCUUCUCUGGAAUCUGUUUCCUUGGUGGUGAAAUGGCCCGAGUGAUACUCACAGGGUUAUUUGGAAAAUUUAAUGCGAUAGUAUAUGAGUACAGAGCUGAAUUGAAAAUCUAAGAGGUGAGUUACUCUAGGAUAGGGGGAGUAGAAUAACCUGGACCAGGUCUAUUGUGUGGGGAGGGGGAAGGAGGUGAAGGGGAAAUAGCAUCUGAUAUGACAGGGAGGUCUGGUGAAUUAGGAGUCCAGAGGCUCCUGUGCCAUGCUGAGGUCUCUGCUGAGCAGAUACCGAGGGUAGUCUGUUGUUUACCUAGAAGAAUUUAUAAUAAUCAAAAUCCUGGGAUGUAUAGAGCCAGAGAAAAUACUAUUUGGACAGUGGCCAGCCUGGAGGAAGGAGAGAGUAGGUGCAGGGAGCAGGAGAUGGAAUCUUCCUCUCCGAAGACCACAGCUACGCUCAUGAAUUUGAGUCAUCCUGCAGACCUUAAGUGUUGGAGAAGGGGAGGUCAGUCCCAUAUUCCUUGCCUCUAGGACUAGUUGACUAGGGGAGAAAGCUUCCUAAGCAAAAGAUGCAUGUAAGUACACAAGGCCUUCAGCCUUCUGCUCCAGCCUUGUGCCCUGGCAGACCUAUCCCAUCUCACCCAGCACAGAUCCACACCCUUCCAGCUCUCCAGAGAUAAGUUUCUGAGUACAGAAGUCAAAGCCUGGAUUGAACCUGUUGAAUGAAUAGGAUCAAAUACAUUCUUUCUAUCCCCAGGCUGAAUUUCUCCAACCCCUCCAGACCACAUUCAAGGAAGAGUUACAAAAAUGUCCUCUUGGUUCCCAGAGGAAUAGAAUGCAGCUGUUUAGGUCUGUGAUGGGCUCAUAAAAUUGUCUACUGGCCAGUGUUACGCUCAAACAAAAAACUUCUGAAUUUUGUUUUUGAGGCCCUUAGAAGAGAACAAAAUCUCAGACUUAGCUGGGGUGGAUGUCCAUGAGAAGAAGGGACUGUGUGUGAGAAAAAUUAUAGGGGCAAAAGUGAAGGAAGGCAGACCAACAAGGAGGCUGCAGGAUUCCAAGUGAGAGGGAGGUGGCUUGGGUUGAGAGAUCUUGGAUGGAUUUGGAGUUGAAGUCCCAGAACUCACUGUGGAAUGGAUAUGUGGAGAAGGAGAAAGGAUGACUAGUAGUGAUAAGCCUGAGCUGCUGAGGAACUAGAGGUGCUGGCCACUUUUCCUUCCCCAAGGUACUAAAAGACACCAAGGUAUCAGGAAGGUAGCUGGAUUGAGGGAGCUUGAGCCAUAACAUUGAGAGACAUCAUAAUCUAGUUGGGGUCCAAGGUCACAAGACCAGGCAAGACAGGAAAGAAUGGGAAGUGAGAUGAAAAGGAGUCUCAGUCCUGGGGCAGAGGUUAGGGAGAUAUGAAGAUAUCAGAAGAGUAGAAUGAGCGGGGCACCCAGGCAGGAAGAAAGCUAAGUGUAUGGUCCUGCUUCAAUAUGCAUAGCGGAUUGAUUCCAGGACAUCCUGUGGAUGCCAAAACCUGUGGAUGCUCCAGUCUCUUACAUAAUAUGGUACAGUAUUUGCAUAUAACCUGUGCAAUUCUCCUGUGUACUUUAAAUCAUCUCUAGAUCACUUAUAAUGCCUAAUACAAUGUAACCACCGUGCUAGUAGUUAUUAUGCUGUAUUUUUUAGUGGAUGAUGACAAGAAAAGUUUUUCUGUGUUCAGCCUAGACACAAUCUUUAAAAAUAUUUUCAAUCCACAAGAAUUUGUUGAAUCCACUGAUCUGGAAACCACAGAUAUGGACAGCUGACUCUAUAGUUUAUUAUAAGCUUGUAAAAGCAAGUGUGCCAAGAAAGAAAUGGUCACUGUGUUGGAUACUGCUGAGUAGGAAAAGUAGGACAAGGACAGAGAAACAAUCAUCAGAUUUGCCAUCACAGACAUCCUUGAUAGCAUUAAUGUGGGAUUUCCAUGGAGCAAUAGGGAUGAAAGUCCAAAUGGGCAAAAUAGGAGCUGCCAGUGUGAAGGUAGAGGCAAGGAGUACAGUGCAGGGGGAUGACUGCCUUUUUCCAACCAUUGUGUGAGAGGCACUGAGGGGCUCUAGGCUUUGCCGAGUGACCACAGCCCUCAGUCAUCACAAAGAGAAAAAGGCCUUGUGUCUUGGAAGUCAAGGCUUGGGCUUGCCAGGGUAGAUUAGUAGAUGAGUGGGGCUGGGGAGGAUGAGGUAGAUAUAGGAACCCAUGCCUAAUGCUGUCUUUUCUCUGUAUAAUGACAGCCUGGCUUUGAGAUAUCAUCUCUGCUCAUUGCCAGGAGGGUAGAAAGGUGGGCUUCAGUGCUGUCCAUCUCUGUGCUCUGCCUGUGUGUGUUAUGCUUCUGAGGAAGCUGCACUGUUUUAUACAACUACAUUCCAGAAAGAAAGACAGAGGCACUUCUUAGUAUAUAUUCCUCUGAUUUGUAUCUACAUGUGUUUAUUCUUGCAUAAUCACACAUUGUGAGCAGUUUCAGGCCUAUUAUUUUUCCACUGAAUGUUACAUAAAUAUAUAUUCUCUAUGUUGGUAUAUGGCUUUCAUGGAUAUUAUUGAUUACAUAAAAUUCACAUAAUACGCCCCAUGUUCAAUCAAUUCAUCCUCUACUGGUAUUCAUUUGAGUUAUUUUCAAUAUUUAUAGACAGCAUUGCAUUGAAUAUCUAUGUAAAUGGAACUUACUCUGAUAUAUUCUCAUAGAACUAAUAGAUUUAGGAUUCUUGAUAUCUACUUGCUAUUUGUUGGUGGGAGGACUGACUGGACCCACUCACUUAGAGUAGAUCCCUUACUCUCAUACACUUGUCUGGACACUAUCAUUUAUUUUUAUUGUUUUACUUUGAUGGGUGAAAGAGGGGUCUCAUUGUAGCUUCAAUCUGUCUUUCUUUGGUGGUUAAAUAAGAUGCUGAUUUUUCUCAACUGUUCAUUUACUGAUUCUACUUCUCCUCACUGGAAAAAAUAGUUCCCAUCAAGUGAUCCACAUUUGCACCUUUCCCAGUAAGCUUUCUGAAUGGUUAACCAGGCUGUCCUCAGCUGGUGGAAUGGUUCAAGAUCAAAUAUUUGUGUCCUCCUGCAUGUUUCCGCACCUCUAGCCAGUCUUCAACAGUCAUAUUCUUCCACUUGAAGGCCUCACAGUGGCCUCAUAUAGACUGUCUUGUAACCCUUCAUUGACUGCCUGUAGUCACUUCCCCUGGACUUAGAAGAGCCUUUGGGAAUAUAUCUUGACCAACUGAUUAGUCAACACUGACUGCUCACAAUUCUCCACAGUCUGCCUCUAUCCACUUGCCACCUCUCCCAAGGCAAUCUUGGGCUCUGGUUACCUUGUCAUUGCUUCCUAUUUAGGUAUGUUUCUCCCUCUCUCUUGUGCCUUGGUUUAUGAGACCUCCUCCAAGAAUGCUUCUGUUUACUCUUGGGCCAUAUCCAACUAAACUAAACUCAUCCUCUGAGACCUUGCCUCCUUGGCUAAGCCUUCCUGGAUAUUUUAAAGCCACUCAGCCUCCUGUGCCUCUGAACAUCUGAAGGAUUUAUAGUCUAUAGGGGCUCUUUGAAAGGGCUCCCAAUACUCCAACAAAUAGUUCCUUUUCCCUACUCAACUUCUGAACAAAUUGAGAAAGAAAAACUGAGAUGAAAGCCAAAUUGUCAUCUUCUUUAGUGAUGGAGGCUUAGUGAAAGAGGCAGUUUAGAGUGAGGUCAACUGGAUAUGCAAACUGAUGUGAGAAUUACCCCUUUUCCACUUCACUCUAGUCUCACAUGAUCUGGGUGAGAGAGGCCCCACAUGUCACAGUCAGUGGAGACCCACACAUGGAAGGGAACAUGAGGAGUAAGAAAUCUGACAGAGCUCCUCACAGACCAUACCCCAGGGGAAAAUGUUAAAUCCUGUCUUGAAUUAUAAUUUAGUCUAUCUAUGGGUUUUGUCACUCUGGCUACCUUUGAGUUCCUUGAGGCCCAAGGAAGGUACAACUUCUUAUUGUCAUAGUGCCUUCCAGUAGGUAAAGAAGACUCGCCGUUAGCAAACUCCUUCUUCCCAUGUCUACCCACUCCAACUAGAUCUGAGAUUCUGUUCUGUUUUGAAGACCUCAUUUCUCUACUGAGGCAUGCCUGAGUGUGCAGGCAGAACCUAUAGGAAGAAACAGGGAUGUAACCACUAUCAUUGACUCAGGUCUCAGUCAGGAUGGUGAUAGGCCCUUUUCUGAGAGCAAGCUUCAUGAAGGUACAAGGACUGAGGGGACUAUUAUCCUUGGUGUCCUUACACUAGGAUAGAGGAGACAGCCAAACAAGAGAUUGAGAUAGCACAGGCAUGCUUUGCUCAACUCAUAAGAGUUGUGCUAAGAGUCUCUUUAGGGCUUCUAGUAGACUGAUUAAUGAAUUAUUUCUCAUCCAAGGCAGAGAGGAUUAAAUAUUGUGGGCUGGAUGUAGAAGCCCAUGGCCAGAGCUAGGUUACAAACUUCACUGCUCUGCUGGCUGCUGCUUUCUAGAGGCAUUUUGAAGCCCACCUGGUAAUGCCUGGAUUCCAGAGCUGUGGGUGCACACACAUCAUUGUACCACAUAGAGUUAGAAAAAGAUCUCUCUAAAAAUAACCACCGAGGAAUAUUUAAUUUGAUAGCAAGACUGUGACUAAUCCAUGAAACAAAGAGUCUGUGUGACAAGAUGCAGUACAAUAAUGGGGAGAAAUUCAUGUUUGACCUUUAAGCAAGUGCAAAAUGAAACAGAUCUAUACCUCAGCAGCUGAGGAUCCUGUGGGUCAAGGGAGAGUGGCUAUGAAGAGGGGAUUUGGGGGCUGGGGAUUUAGCUCAGUGCUUCCGGUGCCUGUUUCGCAAGCGCAAGGUCCCGAGUUCGAUCACCGGUACCAAAAAAAAAAAAAAAAGAGGGGAUUUGGGCUGGGGAUUUAGCUCAGUGUUUCCACCACCUGCCUCCAAAGCACAAGGACCCAAGUUUGAUCCCCAGUACAAAAAAAAGAAAAAGAAAAAGAAAAAAAAAGAGGGGAUGAGAACUGAUGGAAUAAAUAGUUCUUGAGGGUACUGCAUAAUGGAAAUAGCUUAGGAAAAUCAAUACCUUUUGGUGUUAAAUAGAGAGAAGAGGCUAGCACUGAGCUAAAUGCUGGCUGAGAAGAGGUGGAUGCUGCUAGCCCAGCUGGGCAAAAGUGAGCAAACUGGCUCUUUUAGGCUGGCUUGAAGGAGAAGCAGUUCCCACAAAUACAAUGAGAACCAGAAUUUUUGGCAACCAAUCUGAGCUGGUAGAGAGGGGAGCAAGGUUCCAAAUAUUUAAUGAACAUUUACCCUGUGCUAGGCUCUGUGUUGAGAGUUUUGCAGGUAUUAUCCUCAUACAUAUUCUUUCUAGAGAAGCUAUUAUUUUUACUUGACAGAGGAGAAAACUGGGUUUAGAAGUUUAAACCACUUGCCUGGAGUCAUCCAGCUUGGAAGUAUCUAGAGCUGGAUGUGAGUCUACUCCUGACUCCAGAACCCUCAAGCUCGAUUUCUCACUGAUAGUUCACUCUGAACUUGAAAAUCUCCAAGACUGUACAUCAACAAUGAACCCACUAAGAAAGGAAUUAGGAAAACAAUCCCAUUCAUGGUAGCUUCAAAAAAUUUAAAUACUGGGGCCAGGGAUUUUUCUCAGUGGUUCCGCUGCCUGCCUCAAAAGCGCAAGGUCCUGAGUUCCAUCCCGGGUACCAAAAAAAAAAAAAAAAAAAAAAAAAAAAAAAAAAUUAAA
This is a messenger RNA of Heterocephalus glaber (naked mole-rat), 18872 nucleotides long. The record is from RefSeq and is a predicted model, not a curated record. Lineage: Eukaryota; Metazoa; Chordata; Mammalia; Rodentia; Bathyergidae.